Scylla paramamosain (green mud crab) is the source of this 1105-nucleotide messenger RNA. RefSeq lists its product as uncharacterized. Bases 206 to 859 code for a protein of 217 amino acids. The transcript has 6 exons. Lineage: Eukaryota; Metazoa; Arthropoda; Malacostraca; Decapoda; Portunidae. The record is from RefSeq and is a predicted model, not a curated record.
GGCAUCCUGGCAGCUCGCGGUGGAUUAUUACAACUCGUCUAGUGCCCACGCCAACCAUCACCACGCCGGACGCAGCAGACCCACUGCCCUCGUGCAUCACGCUGAGGUCAUUCCCUGCCUGGAAGAAAGGAGGUGACAGGAGAAGCAAUGUGGAAGACACGCGUGGUAUUCGUCACUGUUUUCACCUGCGUCUUCCUGACCAGCCAUGCUUGUCAUAUCAAGACAGAGAAAAGUAAGGAUCGAUAUCUAUGCUGAACCCAAUCGUGUAACCUUCAGGCCGAGUCACCUUGAUCUCAGUAAGGACCAGUUUAGAUACAAGUUAGACUUCCUGGCGUGUGAUUAUGACACAAAAUUCAGUAACUGGCAAGACGCAAAGUUAAACAGGCUAGCCAUGAAAAUUUCGGCACGCCCUUACACCAAUACGACUUUCCAAAUACGAGAAAAGACCACUGGCAAAAUAACAGCAAGAAAUUCUACAGUCACCCCUGCUACAGAACCUGAAGUUAGGGUGAGAAGUCUUCAGUGUGAUUCCAGAAGAUGCACAGCUACCGUGGAAAACAAUUGCGUUAAAUAUAAUGGUUACAGUAUGAAAGUGCAAUUCAUUCUGAAGCCAUCGAGUGAGAAAGUCAAGAAUCCCCUCGUUAAAUACGGUGUUGUCAACUCUGGGGGAAGAGCAACGAUAGCAUUAAAAGAUCUGCUGCCCUUUACGAACCACACCGUAAUCGCCAACCCUGCCAACGACGUGGGCGCCGCCACCGACCCCUCCCUCUCCAAAGAAUCCUCCUUCAUCGCAAUUUCCCAAUGUGAGACUCCGUACUUGUGCCUGUGUGAGACUUACGGUGGUGAAGGUGGCACGUGAGACGCUUCUGGCAGACUAGGUAGUGUGGUGCGCCACCUCCACCAUCACCCCCACAACAACAACAACAACAACAACAACAACAACAACAACAACAACAUAAUUCUUUGUUCUUCUUUAGGGACAACAUUUAUGAACUUUUUUUUUUACCAUUCGUUUGUACUUGGUCCCUCUCUUUAAUACAUUAAAAAAUUAUACUAAUAGUAAAAGAAAUCCUCACGAAUGGGGGUGGUAACACAAACCACGCAA